AUGGGACGCUCUAUGAUUCGUGUGGUUGGAACACGCUUGCGAAACGCAUUUGAAAACGAAAGCGUGAACUGUUUGCGUGCGGCGCAGCGACGUGCUUGUUCAGCAUGGCGGCCAGUGCGAAAACAAAACGCCCCAAUCAUCCAAUCAAGGCUGGUGGUGUCGCUCAGAAUCUACAAUAAAAAAAUUGGCCAACAGCCGGACAGAGAGAAGCAAAGAAACCAGCUUCGUGUGUCUGAAAGUAGGGUAAAGCCUAGCCGCAAAUCCAAUGGUUUAUCAUCAGUUUCCAGUUCCGCAGACGUCCUGGAACCACGCUAA
Cladocopium goreaui is the source of this 315-nucleotide messenger RNA. The record is from the annotation of a GenBank genome assembly. Lineage: Eukaryota; Dinophyceae; Suessiales; Symbiodiniaceae.